Molecule: messenger RNA, 438 nt
Organism: Lachancea lanzarotensis
Lineage: Eukaryota; Fungi; Ascomycota; Saccharomycetes; Saccharomycetales; Saccharomycetaceae
Gene: MDJ2
Product: LALA0S13e02014g1_1
Exons: 1
Coding region: 1-438 (145 amino acids)
Biological process (GO): protein import into mitochondrial matrix
Cellular component (GO): PAM complex, Tim23 associated import motor
Molecular function (GO): ATPase activator activity
Source: RefSeq, a predicted model, not a curated record
AUGGUCCUGCCCAUCAUCCUUGGCCUUGGAGUUACUACUGCAGCCCUAACGGUGCGAUCUGGAUUGCGGGCAUGGGAAAUAUAUAAAAGACUAACGCCGCCCAUGAUAGCCCAGCUUAACGGACUGCGAAUAUCCACUUCUGAGGCCCGGUUCCAACGACAAAGUUCGCUUCGAUAUGCAGAUUUGAGUCCGCAGCUAAAAUCUCGACUUGAUCAAUAUGGCGGUGGGUUUUACCCAAAAAUGACAGAAUCUGAGGCUCUAUUGAUCCUUGGUAUCGAUGCUCGCGAAAUUUCAAGCCUGAACUUGGAUCUGUUAAAACGCAAGCAUCGCCGGGCUAUGCUGCAAAACCACCCUGAUCGUGGCGGAAGUCCGUUUCUGGCAAUGAAAGUCAACGAAGCUCGAGACGUUUUGGGUCAUAGCAUCAUGUUGAAGAGGUGA